Messenger RNA from Guillardia theta CCMP2712, 1359 nucleotides. RefSeq lists its product as hypothetical. Gene Ontology annotation, biological process: phosphatidylserine biosynthetic process. The transcript has 15 exons. The record is from RefSeq and is a predicted model, not a curated record. The coding region runs from base 1 to 1359 and encodes 452 amino acids. NCBI's taxonomy places the organism in Eukaryota, Cryptophyceae, Pyrenomonadales, Geminigeraceae. Gene Ontology annotation, molecular function: L-serine-phosphatidylethanolamine phosphatidyltransferase activity.
AUGAGCGGAAGGGAAACGAAGGGGAAGGACAAGAGAAGGAAGGAAGAGGAGGAUGUGGGAGAGGAGGAAGCAGAGGAACACGACAAGUACAGCAGAUUCUUUUACAAGCCGCACUUCUUGCUUGCUCUAUCGACAGGAACCGUCGGUCUAUUUCAUGCGGCAUUCUACACCAGGGAAACUGAAUUCAAAGUCAAUCUGAAGAGGGGACUUCUGGGAGUAUGCUGUGCUUUCUUGCUGUAUUGUUCUCUCCCCUCACCAGUUCCUCGAUCCGUCUUCAGAAGGCCGCAUCCCCUUUUCUGGCGCCUUAUCGCUGGCGCCUCCAUCCUCUACCUGAUGGUCCUCACCUUCAUCUUGUUUCAAACAGUGCACGAUGCCAGAACGCUCGUCACCUACGUCGAUCCGUGCAGGAAUGGUUUGCACACCUGCAGCCAAGCGACGAUGAUAGGGAAAGAUCAAGGCGUGUCGAUGCCCCUGCCCGAGAGAUCGUAUGCUGAUGACUGUCGAGUCAUGACCGGCGGUCCAUCGUGCAAGUGGUGGGCUGAUCGAUCCAAGGGAGAGGAGCCGUGCUUUGCGAAUCUACAGGCAAGUGAUGCGAUCCAAGACGAAUUCGUGGUUGCGCACGUUCUUGGCUGGUGGGGAAAGGCCUUGAUCAUCAGGCAUGCGGGGGCAGCAUGGAUCAACAGCAUCGUGUUCGAGUUUGUCGAGAUGUCGUUCGAGCAUUGGAUGCCCAACUUUGCCGAGUGUUGGUGGGAUCACAUCAUCUUGGAUGUGAUGACUUGCAAUCUCCUCGGGAUCAUCCUUGGCCAUCUGUUCAUGCACUGGCUCUCGGUCAAGCAAUAUCGAUGGAUGCACAUAUCGGAGAUCCCAACACCCGAGGGUAAAUUUCUCCGCGUCCUUGGGCAGUUCUCCCCUGAGUCGUGGGACACUUACCACUGGGAUGCCCUGGAGAGCCCCAAACGUCUGCUGGUGGUUAUCCUCACUUAUGCCUGCAUCCUCCUCUGCGAUUUUAACGCCUUUGCUCUCAAGUUUAUCCUCUGGAUUCCACCCCGAAACCCUCUCAACACCUACCGGCUCGUCCUCUGGUGGCUUCUAGGCAUGUGUGCAGUACGAGAGUUCUACGAGUACUCGACGAACAGGCAAGUGAAGCGCCUCGGACAUCAUGCAUGGCUCGGAGGGAUGAUCCUCAUCACAGAGACGAUGAUAUGGGUCAAGUUCGGCAUCGCCGUCAAUGAGUUUUCGAAGCCUUUCCCCUUCUCUGUUGUCAUCAGUUGGUCCAUCGCCCUCUUCCUCUUCGUCGUCUGGUUCGUCUAUCAUUUUCACCUCGUCCCGAACAGAUUGAAGUUGAAGAAAACUUGCUGA